AUGUCUUCUAAUUCGGAUACUAGGGAUUUACAAGAGUCUUUAAAGCACGGACUUACACCUAUUGAUAACACAGAAAAUACAGGCACAAGAAAGAUGAGAGAGAAGCACAAAACGAUUUCGCAUCUUUUUCGUCCGUCUGAACCGCCGCGGUGUGCAGGCGAGGAGUCCUUCCCGGUAGCUCCGCGCAGCUCCGGCUCCGCGUCGAGGGCCGCAGCUAGAGCGCGCUCGGGCCGGAGACGCGGACUGAGCGCGCACGGGGGACGCGCGCACGGGGAACGCGCGCUCGGGGGCUCGCGCCCGCGCGGGCGGUCUUGGGCUCCCGCUGCGCGCAGCCCCAGCUGGCCGCUGCCAAAAGGGCUGGGAACCAGAGGACUGUCGGUCCAGCCCAUGAGAGGCUGCUGGGGACUAAGCCUCAAGAAAAGUACCGAAGAAGGCUCUCCCCUGGCCUCAGCGAGCCUACCCCAACUUCCUAAACCUGUGCAGGCACUUCCGGGCGCCGGAUUCCGGGAUAACAAAAUUCCAGUUUCCGGUAAAAGAGACCUCUUUCAGGAUCUUGUUCGCAGCCACCCGCCCCUUCCCAACUCAAGCACACCCCCUCCGCCUCCUGGUAUUGCAGCCCCGCAGGUGGUUCAACUCGCAGGGCUGCCAACAGACAGUGAGAAGGAACUGAGAGGAAAUUCAGAGCAUGUACUUGUUAUAGAGUCAGUGGGGGUUGAUGUUGAUGUCUUAAGUAGUUAUUUACACGUGCAGCAGAAAGGCUUUUUUUUAAAAACGAGGCACGACUACUCACCUAUUCACGUUUGCUUUUUUAGAUCUUCGGUCAACUCGACGCUCCCCGCCCGCACGGGUCAAGCGCGCGGUGGCCGACCAACACUUCCCAGGUCAGGUCGAGCUGAUUGCUCCCAGCUCGCGCUCCGAAAUGCGGUGCUGAACCAAGGGAAGGAGGAGCGGGCGGUGGAGGGAGGGGAAGGAGUCGCCCGAGCCGUCCGGGAGCAGUGGCAGCGGCACAGCCGAGGCGGCAAUAGCAGCCCCGCGGUCGCCUUCGCUGCCCGCUGGGAGCUCGGCGGUUCACCGCUCCGCGCCCCGGGCAGCUGCGUCCUAGCCACCGCCGCCGCCUGCGCCCUUGCGGAGCCGAGCCAGACGGGCACCCGGGUCUCGCCUUCCUUCUUUUCGCCGGAGUUGAAUCUGUGCUGCCCGUGUCCAGGUGCUGGGCUUCCGGACCGACACGGAUCCCCCGUCCCCGCCCGCGGUCGCCUUGUCAUGCUGCCCAAAGUGGAGACGGAAGCCCUGGGACUGGCUCGAUCGCAUGGGGAACAGGGCCAGAUGCCGGAAAACAUGCAAGUGUCUCAAUUUAAAAUGGUGAAUUACUCCUAUGAUGAAGAUCUGGAAGAGCUUUGUCCCGUGUGUGGAGAUAAAGUGUCUGGGUACCAUUAUGGGCUCCUCACCUGUGAAAGCUGCAAGGGAUUUUUUAAGCGAACAGUCCAAAAUAAUAAAAGGUACACAUGUAUAGAAAACCAGAACUGCCAAAUUGACAAAACACAGAGAAAGCGUUGUCCUUACUGUCGUUUUCAAAAAUGUCUAAGUGUUGGAAUGAAGCUAGAAGCUGUAAGGGCCGACCGAAUGCGUGGAGGAAGGAAUAAGUUUGGGCCAAUGUACAAGAGAGACAGGGCCCUGAAGCAACAGAAGAAAGCCCUCAUCCGAGCCAAUGGACUUAAGCUGGAAGCCAUGUCUCAGGUGAUCCAAGCUAUGCCCUCUGACCUGACCAUUUCCUCUGCAAUUCAAAACAUCCAUUCUGCCUCCAAAGGCCUACCUCUGAACCAUGCUGCCUUGCCGCCUACAGACUACGACAGAAGUCCCUUUGUAACAUCCCCCAUUAGCAUGACAAUGCCCCCUCACGGCAGCCUGCAAGGUUACCAAACAUAUGGCCACUUUCCUAGCCGGGCCAUCAAGUCUGAGUACCCAGACCCCUAUACCAGCUCACCCGAGUCCAUAAUGGGCUAUUCGUAUAUGGAUAGUUACCAGACCAGCUCUCCAGCAAGCAUUCCACAUCUGAUACUGGAACUUUUGAAGUGUGAGCCAGAUGAGCCUCAAGUCCAGGCUAAAAUCAUGGCUUAUUUGCAGCAAGAGCAGGCUAACCGAAGCAAGCACGAAAAGCUGAGCACCUUUGGGCUUAUGUGCAAAAUGGCAGAUCAAACUCUCUUCUCCAUUGUCGAGUGGGCCAGGAGUAGUAUCUUCUUCAGAGAACUUAAGGUAUGCCACCAGCUAUUACAACGUACAGUACCCCUUUUAAGAGAGACCUAACUAUGUUCCUAAUUAAUACAUUCUUGGUGCUGAAAAUACAUUUUCCUUAAUUUUCUACUUUGUAUGAUUUACAGAGUAGAUGUAAUUUUAUUACCUUGACUUCAGGACUAUAGCAGCUUAACUUUAUGGGGCUUUGAUUCUGUGUAGCUCUUAAUUUAGGGGGAUGGCAUUUAACAUAAAGUACAGGAA
Chlorocebus sabaeus (green monkey) is the source of this 2490-nucleotide messenger RNA. The record is from RefSeq and is a predicted model, not a curated record. Lineage: Eukaryota; Metazoa; Chordata; Mammalia; Primates; Cercopithecidae.